AUCCUUUCUCGUGCUCAGCAUGGUAAUUUGAACAGUGAUUUUUUUUUUUAAUUUUCAAAAUAGAAGCAAAUCAUCUUGUUUUGUCUUGAUUGGGUUAUGCGAGUGGAGGAAAUUAACUUUUUUUUUAUUAUUAUUGGAAUAAGCUCGUGUUGCGAUUAUUUCAAGUAAAUUUUGGAAUUUAUUUUCUUAUAUAUUCUCUAUCAGAUUUCUGAAGGAAACUUUGAAGGGUUGAUUAUACAUUUGAUAUAAGAAAGUUAGCAUCUGGUAUAUUAGAUUGGAAAGUGACAAUUUAUUUGAUAAGUUGUGGUUGUUAGCUGUUUUGCAAUUUAUUUUUGUUUGAAUUAGUUAGUAGCGUAAUUAAUUGUAACUUGUGAGUAGUGAUUCAUUUGACUUUCUGUGAAAACGUGACAGGUUGGAAUUAGAUGGUUCAAAAUAGCGUUGAGUAUCAGUUUAGUUUCCACAGUGUUUGGGAUUUAACAGAGGAAAGUCUGCCAUAUAUCAGCUUUACAUUUUUGAACCUCUUUUUUUUUCUUUCUUAGGCUUUGUUGUUGUUUUUUUUUUUUGUUUUGGAGGACGGGUGGGUUUGGUUUCAAAUAUUUACAUGCCAUUUAAUAAGUUAAUCAUUUUUGUAUAUUGUUAAUAGAUAUAAAUCGAAACUGUCAUUUUGAGAAAAAAAUGAGAAAAAAUAGUCUGUUUAUAUAUUACUACUAUUUUGGUAGAUAACGAUCAUUUAGCAAAAAGGAAACAAAAAAAAAAAAAAAGCUCCGAAUCCUUUGAAGAUUGAACUCACACCAGAAAAGAGCUCUUCAAGUUUCAUUUUAAAAUUUUUAUAUCCUCUUAUUCAAACCUGCUGCUGCUGUGCUGGGGUUCAUCCUUCUAAAAAAUUGCUUUUACUUUGUCUCUUUAAAUGAUUCAAGUGCGUGAAUAUUUGCUUGGAAAACAAUAAUUGAAGAAAUGAUAGCGGCAAGGCGACUUGACAAGAUAUCAAGGCUGAUGGGAAGCAGAGCCACUCCUUAUUCGCUUAAAGCUCUCAAUAAGGAAUCAUUGCUUUGGACUGAAUUUUGGAACCCUAAAGUUAGGCUGCUUUGUAACAAUGAUGGUGUUGCUGCCUUUUCUUCAACUUCUCAUUACAGCUCCAAUUGCAAUCAUAGUCCCACAAAUAAGUCUAUACCCUAUGCUACACUCCAGGUCUUAAGAAACCUUCCUGGAUAUGUAAAGAUAGUGGAGGUUGGUCCAAGGGAUGGAUUGCAAAAUGAAAAGGAAAUUGUACCUACCACCAUAAAGGUCCAGUUGAUAAAAAUGCUAGUUUCUUCAGGAUUGACUGUUGUUGAGGCCACAAGUUUUGUCUCGCCAAAAUGGGUUCCGCAGCUGGCAGAUGCAAAGGAUGUAAUUGAUGCAAUCCAGAAUAUUCGAGGAGCCAGAUUUCCAGUGUUAACUCCCAACCUUAAAGGUUUUGAAGCUGCUGUUGAAGCUGGAGCCAAAGAAGUGGCCAUCUUUGCCUCAGCUUCUGAGUCCUUUUCUAAGUCAAACAUAAAUUGUAGCAUUGAAGAUAGUCUUGCUCGUUAUAAAGAUGUUGCUUCUGCUGCUAGAAAGCUCUCACUUCCAGUUCGAGGAUAUAUAUCAUGUGUCGUUGGUUGUCCAGUGGAAGGAAUGGUGCCUCCAUCAAAAGUAGCAUACGUGGCUAAACAGCUCUUUGAUAUGGGUUGCUCUGAAAUAUCCCUUGGUGAUACAAUUGGUGUUGGUACACCUGGCACUAUCAUUCCAAUGAUUGAAAAUGUUAUUCGUGUUGUCCCAAUUGAUAAGCUUGCUGUCCAUUUUCAUGACACUUAUGGGCAAGCUCUUUCUAAUAUUCUAACAUCGCUCCAAAUGGGGAUCAGCACUGUGGAUUCAUCAGUUUCUGGCCUUGGAGGUUGUCCAUAUGCUAAGGGUGCUUCAGGAAAUGUUGCCACUGAGGAUGUUGUUUACAUGCUCAAUGGACUUGGAAUAGAAACAAAUGUGGAUCUUGAAAAGCUCAUGUUGGCUGGAGAUUUUAUAUGCAAGCAUUUGGGUCGGCAAUCUAGUUCGAAGACAGCAGUUGCAUUGACUAGUAAGAAAGCAAACUCCAAGCUUUAAGUUAUGCUUGGAAGGAAAGAAAAUGGAGGAAAGGUGUUGAGGAAGUGACUUUAAAGCUUGGACACAAUUCGGUGAGAGAGCUCUACAAGUUGCAACACUAAAUGGGGGUGUCAAAAUUUGUUUUAGUGUUCUAACAGCCUGUAGCUUUAUUAUAGUAAACUUUUAAUUUCGGUGCUUAAAAUUUAAAAAUUUAAAUCUUGACAGCUUUAAAUGUAAAAAAAAAUGUAUAUUCAAAGUUUUCUUUUUCAAAUGGUCAAGUCAAAGCUAAGGAAGAGUUGAGAAAGUCUAACCUUAAAUAGUGUAUUUGCCCUUUUUUUUUUUUUUUACGCCAAUAGGUUAUAUGCGUUGUCAGAGUAUUGGGGAUCUACUAUGGCCGGUUCGAAUGGAGCCAUGUGUCUUAAUUGUAGUAAAGGACAGUUUAGCUGGCAAGCUGUCCAAAAUAUUCUUUGGGAGAUCCUUAAUCUUGAGCCCGAAGGGGCUAUAGAGGUGUCCUUGAUGUGAGGACACACCCAAGUGUCCUCUCUAGCACUUUAUUCCCCGCGUUAAGACCAAGUGUCCGAGGAGCGUGAUCAUAACACAUUUUAUCCCACUAUCUUCUCUGCAUUGACACUAAUCUGUGGCAAUAGCAAGCAUUGAACAGUUCAGCAUUGCUGUGCUCAAAAUGAAGUAAAUUUUACUUUGAAUUUUUCUUUCUUCACUAAUUCCUCUCUCUACUUUGAAAAUUACCAAAAGAACUCAUUAUUAGAGAAAAUGUUU
Molecule: messenger RNA, 2868 nt
Organism: Durio zibethinus
Lineage: Eukaryota; Viridiplantae; Streptophyta; Magnoliopsida; Malvales; Malvaceae
Biological process (GO): L-leucine catabolic process; ketone body biosynthetic process
Molecular function (GO): hydroxymethylglutaryl-CoA lyase activity
Source: RefSeq, a predicted model, not a curated record